Molecule: messenger RNA, 1150 nt
Organism: Acaromyces ingoldii
Lineage: Eukaryota; Fungi; Basidiomycota; Exobasidiomycetes; Exobasidiales; Cryptobasidiaceae
Product: triacylglycerol lipase
Exons: 2
Coding region: 55-987 (310 amino acids)
Biological process (GO): lipid metabolic process
Source: RefSeq, a predicted model, not a curated record
AGCUACUUAAAGGGCGGGCAGAGCGGCAAUUGCGGGUCGACAAACACCAGCCCCAUGUCUCCGCUCUUCUUCUGCGUCGCUCUGCUGGCGCUUGCGCUCGCGCUCGCGCUCCAGGUGUCGGCGGCGGCGACCGGCGCUUCCUUUCAAAAGGUCAGGGGAAUCGCACCGACAACCUCGACCGAGCAGCCCACUGCCGACUUGCCGUUCCUGCUCGAGACAUACACGCUCGCGGCGGCCUUCUGCCAGCAGACGUACUGCAACGACUCAAAGGCCGGCCUUGCAGUUGCCGACGGCGUCUUGCUCAACACGACUGGCGACGGCAAUGUGGUGCAAAGGGUCAAUGUAUACCACUCUUCCUCCUUGGGCAUCGUCGUCGCGUACGAAGGGACCAAUCCCGACUCGCUGAUCUCCGUCGCCUACGACGUAGACUUUCCCCUGACGCUCGCUGAUCCAAGCCUCAAGGUGCCGCUGGAUGUACUGGUGGACCAAGGCUUCCAAAAUGCCUUCUUGCUGAGCGCACAGACAGUGAAAGGCUUCAUCGAUGGCGCAAUGUCGCGCUACCCAAACACCAACCUCACCAUCGUUGGCCACAGUCUAGGCGCAUCUCAAGCAGCGAUUGCCGCCGUGGCGUUCCGCGACCACGUCUCGAAGGUGGUAACCUUCGGCCAGCCUCGCGUGGGCAAUCCCUCCUUUGCCAACUUUGUCGACCAGACUUUUGGACCCGCUAAGCUCAACUACGUGGUCAACGGGCAGGACUUUGUGCCCCACGUGCCGCCACGGAUCGUUGGCUACCAGCACUUCUCCGGCCAGAUCUGGAUCAACCCGGCCAACUCGACCGGGUGGAAGUACUAUCCCGGCCAGGAAAACAGCCAGGGCGCCAACACGGCCACGCCGCAGUUCAACUUCGACGACCAUCAGGGUGUGUACUUCCACACCCAGAUUGGCGCCUUUUCGGGCCAUUGUCCAGCAACGUCAGGAAAGGACUAAAGCCGGCUUCGCGAGCCCGAAGACGUUGCGUGAUGCUAGACUUCCCUUCGGUGUUGCUGGCCAAGUCGAAGCAGAUGACGUCUAAGACACAGAAGAACAAAUAGGAUUAAAGGACUGUAUGAUCUUGCAUAUCGACAAGUAACAAUCGUAUCUGAUAUUCGUU